This is a messenger RNA of Paramuricea clavata, 3135 nucleotides long. NCBI's taxonomy places the organism in Eukaryota, Metazoa, Cnidaria, Anthozoa, Malacalcyonacea, Plexauridae. The record is from the annotation of a GenBank genome assembly.
AUGGAAAACUCAACACAGGUCAACAACAAUCAAGGUGCGUUCAGCAGAAAAAAUAAUUUCUCAACCAAGACUAUAGGAGAAAGGACAAUGGAAAACUCAACACAAGCCAGCAACAGUCAAGGUGCAUUCAGCAGAAAAAAUAAUUUCUCAACUAAGAGUAUAGGGAAAAAGAAAAUGUCGAAGGCAGCGCGAAUGAGGGAAGAACAACACGCAAAAAUCAGAGAGCAAUUCCUGAGGGACCUCUUUACUAAGGAUAGGUCCGAGAGUGGAUUUAGCAUCUUCGACGAAAAAGAACCUGAACCAAAAAGGUAUAGGUCAGAGGUCAAAAUCCAGAUGGAUAAACACAAGGCGAUCAAUGCGGAGGAACCAAAAAAGCAUAGGUCAGAGGUUAAAAUCCAAGUGAACAAGCCCAAGGUAGUCAAGGUGGAGAAGCCAAAAAGAUUCAAAUCUGAGGUUAAGAUCCAGCUGAAGAAACCUAAGGAAAAGCCAACCAGACCUAUAAGGAAAGCACCGAUAUACUAGAGGGUGUAAGUCCAUGGAAACCAACACCAAAGCCGAGGACUAUUCUCCCUAAGGUCAGACCAAUACCGUUACCAAGGAAGAAACUUCAGGAUACAAAACCGACUCCACCACCGAGGAUACGUAAGCCGGUGAAGAAGAUGAGAGAAGUCGAGCAACAACCUCAAGUGAUCACACCCGAGGAACAUGAGAUUGAUCCAUUCGGAACUGACUUGCAGAUGCCCGGUCAUAGGAAGAUAGAGACAGCAGCUAACGGGUCUGUCACACCUCUGUAUAGUGACCCACUAAACCAGAUGACAUCAAGCAGACAAGUGGUGAGGAGUAUAUUGGUAAAUGAGUUGAAGAAAAUGGGUGGACUAAAGUACACGGAGACGCUAAAGGUGAAAAUGUCGAAGGAAGUCGGAAAUGGAAAAACAAAGAAAGACUCGGUGUACUUCAAAUCAAAGACAGGAACCGCAACCAACUUCGAGGACAUAGAGAAAACAGCUGCCUUCAACCAACAGACAGUACUUGCAAGAAUCGAAACAUUUCAGAACCUUGGAAGUAACUGGAUAAUAAUGAACAUUGAGAGUCACUACAUUAACAUCGCAAUGUACAAGCCACUGGCUGGUAGCUCAUACAUGGAACUCCCUAAGGAUAUAAGUAAUUCCAAAUGUGGAUUGAUCAAUAUAAGAAACGAUGACAACAUGUGCUUCAUGUGGUGCCACGUCAGACACCUCAGACCUAAAACCAAACGAGCAACAACCAUAACCCAAAACGAUAGGGACUUCGAGUUGAAUCUGGACUACAGUGGUAUUGAGUUCCCUGUGAAGAUAAGCGACAUAGGGAAAAUAGAAAAGAAGAACAAAAUAAACAUAUCAGUGUUAUAUUACAGAGGUAGAAAGCAGUUCUAUCCAAUAAGGAUAUCUAAGGGCGAACACGAAGAUCACAUGGAACUGCUACUACUAGGUGACGGUAAUGGGAAGCUACACUAUGUAAUAUAUGAACAACGAGAGCGAGUGUUUCACCGGGAUAUCUAAACACGAGAAAACAAUGAAUGAAAACACGAGCGCGAAGCUCGAGUGUUUUCAUACAUUGUUUUCAAGUGUUUGGAUAUCCCGGUGAGACACGAGCUCGAGUUGUUUAUAUGGCUUCUCAAAUGAAUCGAGACGUAAUAGAAUGUUUUCGCUGGCUGAUUUGAAUAGAAUUCUUAACCAAGCAUAACGUAAUUAGGAAUUCUAUUCAAGUAAUUUUGCAUGCGUAAUUAAGAUAUUUGAUGAAAACACUAGUGACUUUCAUCAAGUAUCCAAAUGGCAUCUUGUGAUCAAAUAGGUGAUUAUCAUUGGCUAAAUUGCUCAUGAAUUAUUAAUGAAUUUGAGAAGUGUUGAUAAAGGAUGUUAACAGAUUACUGUGUACUGUGAGUAAGACUAAGGCGAAGGCCCACUAUUGUCUACACUGCUUCCACAACUGUGUGAGUGAAGAAGCACUUACCAAACAUAAGGAGAUCUGUGUAGAAGUAAAUGGAGUGCAGGCAACAAGACUCCCAAAGGUGGGGUCAAAGAUAAGAUUCAAAAAUCGUAGGAACUGUCUUCCUGUCCCAUUCGUAAUCUACGCAGACUUCGAAUCAAUACUUGUACCCAACGAGAACACUAAGAGUAACACUUGUAGUGAUGAGAGUUACACGGAAAGAUACCAGACUCACCAAGCCUGUAGCUUUGGAUUGAAGACUGUAUGUCACUACAACGAUAGCUACUCAGGAGAAUACGUAACUUACGUAGAAAAGGACGCCGCCUAUGUAUUCCUUAAGACUGUCAUUAGGGAAGCCACAAGAUGUAGGAGUAAUGUUAACAAUCUGUUUAAGAAGAAGAUGAUAAUCUCACCUGAACAAGAAAAAGAAUUCCUGAAUGCCGCAGACUGUUCCAUAUGUGGGGAGCUUCUUGGAGAAGACAGAGUACGGGACCACUGUCAUAUCACAGGACAUUACAGAGAGGCGGCUCACAACAUAUGCAAUUUGAAAUGCAGGAUAUCAUGGAAAGUCCCUGUGGUUUUCCAUAACUUGAGAGGAUAUGAAAGCCAUCUCAUCAUGCAAGAAAUAGGUAAGUUCGGAAUGGAGGUAAAUGUGAUACCAAAUAAUAUGGAAAAAUAUAUAUCAUUCUCCCUUAGGUAAAUAUCUAACAUUCAUAGACUAUUCAAUUCAUGUCCUCUUCCCUAGAGGAACUUGCUGGCAACCUAUCACCUGAGGACUUUAGGAUAGUAGGUAAGCGGUGGCAAAGAGAGGACUUCAAGCUGGUAACUCAAAAGGGUAUAUUCCCCUAUGAGUUAAUGGAUGAUAUCAGUAAGCUACAAUCGGAGGGACUUCCUAGUAAGGACAAGUUCUACUCCACACUGUAUGAGUAUGAUGUAAGCGACGAAGAUUACCAGACAAGAGCACAGAGAGUAUGGAGUCACUUCAACAUGAAAACAAUGAGGGACUACCAUGACCUCUACCUGGAGACCGACGUCCUUCUACUAGCUGAUGUAUUCGAAAACUUUAGGAGAACCUGUAUGGAAAGCUACGAGCUCGAUCCGGCACAUUACGUGUCAGCACCCGGUCUGAGUUGGGACGCCUUCUUGAAAAAGGUCAGGAAAGGAAAUUGA